UGUUGUUGUAAGUGCUGGAGAAAUUACUUUGUCGGUGAUGGUCCGGUUUGGGAUUUUACGCUUAGUUCUACCUACGAAGAUGCUAAAAAGUUAGAAAUCGGUAAUUUUAGAAACGUACAUGAUUUUUACAAGGUGGCACUCGCAGGAAAACUAAAUGGGACGAUGAUAACAUCUGCGAGGCCGCUAAAGGUGUGGCUCAUAUAGUAGCUCCAGGUAGAGGGCUGCUCCACCUCACCCCUACCCUUGCUGCCCUGUCAGGGAGAGCAGACUACCUGUUUAUUUUCCUUUUCUUUUUUAAAAUAUUUUUUAUGCCCGGACGCAACCCGCCACCUUGUGAAUUCAUGAUCACAUGACCGUGGAUAUGGACGCAGUCCUGUCCGACUUUGUCCGUUCCACUGGAGCUGAACCAGGAUUGGCCAGAGAUCUGCUAGAGGGCAAGAACUGGGAUUUCACUGCUGCCCUCAGUGACUUUGAGCAGCUGCGACAAGUGCAUGCUGGGAACCUGACGUAUUCGUUCACAGAAGAGCGGACGUAUCUGCUUCCCGAAAAGGAGAUGGCCAGGGUAGGACGGCCUAUACUUCACCGCCAAGAUGAAGUGGUGCAAGCUACGGAGAAGCGUCUGUCGAGAGGCAUUUCUCACGCUAGUUCAACCAUCGUCUCUCUGGCCCGCUCUCACGUCUCCAGCACUGGUGGUAGCAGCAGUGAGCCACUUCUGGACACGCCGCUGUGCACUUUCCAACUCCCAGACCUCACAGUGUACCGGGAUGACUUCCGUGGCUUCAUCGAGAGGGACCUAAUCGAGCAAUCCAUGAUGGUGGCCUUGGAGCAUGCCGGGCGACUGAACUGGUGGACAAAAGUAGUCCCAAACUGCCAGAGUCUGCUGCCUCUGGCAACAAGUGGAGAUGGAAACUGCCUGUUACACGCUGCCUCGCUCGGUAUGUGGGGCUUUCAUGACCGAGACUUGAUGCUACGGAAGUCCCUGUAUGCGCUGAUGGAUCACGGGUUGGAGAGGGAGGCACUGAAACGUCGGUGGAGGUGGCAGCAGACCCAGCAGAACAAAGAGUCCGGUCUGGUGUACACGGAGGAGGAGUGGCAGAAAGAGUGGAAUGAACUGUUAAAGCUUGCCUCCAGUGAGCCGAGAAUACACUACAGCACCAACGGCACUAACGGGGCGGAGUCGUCAGAUGAGCCAGUUUAUGAGAGUUUAGAGGAGUUCCACGUCUUUGUCUUGGCUCACGUGCUCAGAAGGCCCAUCGUGGUGGUGGCUGACACCAUGCUGAGGGACUCAGGAGGAGAAGCCUUUGCUCCCAUCCCGUUCGGAGGCAUCUACCUACCACUGGAAGUGCCAGCUGCCAAGUGCCAUCGCUCUCCCCUGGUCCUGGCAUAUGACCAGGCGCACUUUUCUGCCCUAGUCUCCAUGGAGCAGAAGGACAGCUCCAAAGAGCAAGCAGUUGUGAUCCCUCUCACUGACUCAGAGCACAAAAUGCUGCCCCUGCACUUUGCUGUGGAUCCGGGGAAGGACUGGGAGUGGGGAAAGGAUGACACAGACAACGUGAUGCUAGCAAGUGUGGCUCUUUCUUUGGAGGCCAAGCUCCAGAUGUUGCACAGCUACAUGACGGUCACUUGGCUGCCCCUGCCCUGUGAGCAAGCCCCACUGGCCCAGCCAGAGUCUCCCACAGCAUCGGCAGGAGAGGACACCCGAACGCCUCCUGACUCAGGAGAGUCAGACAAGGAGUCAGUCAGCAGCAGCUCCAACGGCAACGGAGACGCGACCACAGGAUCAACGGUCAACGGAAGCGGUUCCUUGGCCAAGAACUGCUCUUCUUCCUCAUCUAGUUCCUCCAGCAGCGGAUCGACAGGAACAGCAGGGAAGGACAAAACCAAGAAGGAGAAGGACAAAGAAAAAGACAAGAAAAGGGCAGACUCUGUGGCCAAUAAGCUUGGCAGCUUUGGCAAAAGCCUGGGCAGCAAACUGAAGAAAAACGUGGGCGGACUGAUGACAGGAAAGAACGCUGGAGCUGCAGGUGCCAAGCAGGAGGGUGGGGAGAAGAAGAAGGGCUCUUUUAGGGGGAGGAAGGGCAGCAAGGACAGCUCGCCUUCAGCCCACGCCUCAGAGGAUUCUGGGAAGGGCUCCCCUUCCUCAGGUAGCGAGCGUCUCAAUGGAACCGGGAGCAGCAUGAGCAGCAGUGGUGGAAGCAGCACAGAGAGCGAGACCUACAAGUACAGUGCUGAUGUCAAAGUCAGCCUGGGGAUCCUGCGAGCCGCCAUGCAAGGUGAGAGGAAGUUCAUCUUUGCUAGCCUUCUCACCACCAGCAACCGGCAGCCUUUCCAGGAGGAGAUGAUCCAGCGCUACCUCGCCGAUGCAGAGGAGCGCUUUCGGGCAGAGCAAGAACAACAGCGGCGUGAUGCGGAGAGGAAAGGCGUCACUAACAGCAUCCAGCCACCCAAGAAGGAGGUGGUCGGUAUUACAGAGCUAAGUUACCGGCCUUAUGAGGCCAAAGAGGAGCUGUCGGAGAACUCGUCACCUUCCUUCAACCAACUCAAGGCAACUCCUUUGAGUCCCUCUAUGUACUCUGGUGUUGUUCCCAUCCCCCGGCCGUCCUUCAUAGACCAACCUCCUGCUGCAGCACCCCUAACCCAGCAUCUUCAUAUGCACGGCUACUUGGAUACUCGACGCCAGCUAGCUGGUGGCUCCCCAGCAACCUCUUACCCUGGCCUCCCCUCAUACGCAACCCUCCCCCGGCACAUCCCCACAGCACAGGGUCCCUCCCAUCCCCAGUACAAUAACUUACAAGGCCCCUCCUCUCUGAGUCCCUCUCGUCUCGCACCCUCAUACCCCCUGGAGUUUGACCCACCGGACUACCCGGGGGCGGAGACCGCUGGUGGGAACUACACUAACGGGUUCCGGGACAUGAGCUCCAACCUAGACUCUCGGAGCGGGCAGCCCCCUGUCAGACACUACUCACUGGGCAGCGCUGGCGGUUUGGCCAGCCUGCAGUCCAGCCGCUGCCGGACACCCAGCUGCACCUACUACGGACACCCCGAGACGGGCAACUACUGCUCCUACUGUUACCGGGAAGAGUUGAAGAAGAGGGAGACAGAACCAGCCAUCCACAGGUUCUGAACAGACUUCGUUGUGGCUUGAAUUUGAUGAGUGGCCUUUUUCAGUUAAAAACAAUACCAACCGGAGCAGAUCAGCCUCUGAAAGGACCAGGGAAAGGCAACCAUCUCCCUCCCUUUUUAGCUGUCAUUUCCUGUUGAAACUGACGAGAGAGUCGACAAGACUACAAAGUAAACAGGGUGGUUUCAGACUUCUGGUUAGACCAUAGAGUAAACUAACUGCACUUCUGUUACAUUUUGCUGUGGCUGUUAUGCAGACGUGUAUGAGUGAGUGUUUGUGUGUGUGAACUACAGGCUCUCCUCCCUCUUAGAGUUGAAUGCCUUGCUACUGUCUCCUCCAAGUGGAGAGAAUGUAUAUGGCAAGCAACAUGCACUCAUUAACACACAUACAGACCAUGCACAUAUAGAUACACUAAUUCAGACUCACACUACUACACCCCAGUGAUGCAAGCACAAACAGAACCAGUGUCUGUGAUAAAGUUGGACCGGUUAGCUAAGGGAUAUUUGAGCAUUUUAGGUCACUUUGGGUUGGGGUAAGUUCAGUGUUAUACGGAUAUUACACUAUUGUUACUAGAUGCUUGCGUCAUACAUACCUCGGGAAACAGCAGAAAUAAUCCUUGCCGAAUUGCUUUCUCAUCAGUAAUCGUUUGCAGAAUGCAAAUUCAAAGUACCGUGCAAUGCUAACGAUUAAGCGUUCUGUGGGCUGCUGUGGUGCUAAUAUUAUAGAAUGCAAACACAUAAAUGCCCAUGACACUCCUGCUCUGCACUGUUAGACGCAUCUUUCCGGCAAAACGAAUAUCACAUAAAGAUUCUACAUGUGUGUCCAUCUGUAAAUUGGAUUAUGAAGAUGUCAGCCUUUUAAAGUUUAAGAGCUAUUGACCAGGUCACCUUAUUGAUCAGGCAUUUUAAGAACAAUACAAUAUAGCAACAUAGCACUACAGUAAGACACUAUUCCCAGAGCCUGACCCAGAGUAUUUAAAUGUUGGUUGAAAUGUUUCUUUCUUAGUUGGGUCUUCCUGUUUCUGUGACAAUAGUUUGUGUUUAAGGCAUUUGACACAGUUCAGGGUCAAAAAUUUAUGUUCUGCUCAGCAGAUUUUGGAGACAUCAGUCAUAUUUUGCCAAGAAAUUAAAUUAUUGAAACACAUUUUGGGAUUUCAGACAGGUCAAGUGUUGGUAUAGCUUAUUUUCUAGCGGCAGCAUCUUUUUUGCGUUGUUCCCAAAGAGGAGAGGGCGUAUGCGACCAUUUUGUGAAAAACGCUUAAGCCUUUUAUCUUUAUUUUAGAGCACAUUGCCUUUUUUUGCAACUGCUCCUAUUUGAAUAUUAGAAACUUUCAGAAAGGUGCUGGAGUUGUCACCAGUGCUGCGAUGAUUAAUUGAUUAGUCACCAAUUGAUACAUAACUGUUUUGAUAAUAGAUUAAUUGGUUUAAUUAUUUAAUUUUAUUGUUUUUAAGUACAAAUUUUCAGACACCACCUUUUUAAAAUUUGAUUACUUUCUGGUUUCUUUUCUCUGAAAGUAAACUGAAUAUCUUUGGGUUGUGGACAAAACAGUUGUCAUCCUAGGCAUUGGGAAACGCUAAUCAACAUGUUUUGACAUUUUGUAGACCAACCUUGUAAUCAAUUAAUCAAGCAAACAAUCGGCAGGUUAAUUGACAAUGAAAGUAAUUCUUGGUCACAGCCAAUGAUAUCUGGCAGGGUCUGUUUAUCCUGAGAUGUCAGAUGGAAAUUAUCAAAAGGAGGAGUGAUGCUAGUCCAGAUAUUAUCAUAGAAACAAAACUCACACACAAAGUUUUGAUGAGGCGCUCCCCAGCGUCUUGCCAGAGAAAAAUGUUACAUGAACUCACCCUUAGUUGCCCCUGAGAGCAAAAUUAUUGAUCUGUUAUUAAACAAGUGGCAUAAAGUUGGUCUAAAUCAGUGGCAGUUGUCUCCAAUUUCUGUUUGCAUGAUGCAAAGUGACACUUGCACUCUGAAAGUCACUGUUAAGGAAUGACAAACAUUCUGCGCUGUUACAGGUUUGAAAUGUUUCACACAAUCUCCACAUCACCCUAAAUGUGACUUUAAAGUCACAUAUCAAUGGUGUCUGAACUACCAAGACGGCUUUUUACUUCUUGGUUUGAUCCUUCACUGCAAACACGAGGUUCUACUGAAGGCGGUCUGUUCAUUUCUGGCAUUCGUUCCACCAAAUCCACUCAGUUUUUGCACAAAUUCAAGCACUUUCCUGAUGUCUGUAGAUACAAAACGUUUCACUGUUUUGAAAGUGGUCUGCCACUCGUCCCCUGAUCUUCUCUGCAGACACUGCCACCUCUGUUUUCUGGGAAAUCAGGGCCACAGGCCAGAAGGUCAUCCUUCUUUAAAGGAUUCCGUUACUGUAGAGCUACAGCAUUUUGGUGCAAGUGUCACCAUCGAACUCAGUGUCCUAGUUGCCUUUUUCAGCAUUUUGUCCUCAUACGCUGUGGAAGACUGAUAUUAAGUAUCCACUGCUUGCUUCAAUGCGUGCAGCUUUCUCUACUACUGCCCCCAAAAUAAUAAUUACUUUUGAGAAUUAAUUUACAUUAAAGCUUUUGAGAUAAUGCCAAUAUCCUUUCCAGGGAGGCAUAUAAUUCAGUUGGCACCAGCUCAUGUUCCAUUUGAAUCUUUACUUCUAAUUUAAGCCUGUUUUGCUGUUACUGAUGUCAAAAUGACUACUACAUUACUUCAAUAAGUUAUUGCUUUCCCUGUGAUAAGCCAUUAUGAGCAAGUUCUUUGAAGGAACAACUAGUUGCUCUGCUCUUGUGGAUCCAAUCUUUUCUUUGGUAUUAAAUCUACUAGAAAAGCACAAUUUGGUAUGCAAUUCACUGCCUUGCCCAUUUGGGGGCGCUCUUGUUUUGUUUUCAAUUUUAACUAAAUGUUUGGCCCUGCUGUCUUGCUAUACCACACACCAAAAUAACCAAAAUGGGAAUGAUUGCCAGUAGUACUAAUUUAACACUAUGUUACACUACAGUACAAUAUUUUCUGUGUCGCUAAAGCUGCUCAAGGAAGGAGGGAAUCCUUUGCUGUGCAUUUAAACUGAAACUAGAGUUUUAACCUCAAUACAACACUUAAAUCUCACUAUUCUCACCUGCCCAAAAAAAACAUUUGCAUUUGCUGUGUUUGUGUUUUGACAUGUGCACAUGCACUUCGAUUUUAUUUCAGACCUUUCAAAUGCCCCCUUAGCUAGGGAAGGUGACGCCUGUUUUUAAAAAUGUGUAUGUGUGCAUUCUCUUUUUCCCUCCAAAGUAAUAAUUAGCUGACAAACCUUUUUUAUUAUUAUUUGCAAUGAAACGGAUGCCUCAGAAACAUUAGACUUUACAGGCUACUAACACUUUUUUGUAUUUAAUAAAAAAGCAGUGAGAGGUUCUAUAAAUAUGUUCCGAGUUAUUUUUGUAAGCCCAAAGUUUUACAGUGUUUUUAAAAGGGUAAGAAUGUAUAUUGUUGGAUACUAAAAAUGGUAUUGAGGAUAAGCUUGUAAGAGCCUGGAUUUGGGGUAGAAUUGGUGUUAACCAGAAUAAGGCGGUUGAAAGUGACCCCCACACGGGCCUUUUGAUACUUGAGGCUCUCUCAUUGCAAACUAAUUUCCUCAAUGCUGACCUAACAAUUUGAGAAUAUAUAUUUAUAGUGAGAUUUUUUAAUAGGUUUCCUUGUGGAAUGUUUAGUUGAGAUGAUUUAGGAUGUUCUUUCUCACAUGGCUAAUUGUCUAGCAGUCUGGCUUUUAUUUGUUUGUUGCUUUUUAUUUUUUGAUUUGUACUUUUUUUUCCUGCAGCCACCAAUCCGUGCUCUGCUAAAGCAUGACAGAAAUGUUUGCGCUGACCCGGCUCAUUUCCUCCAAGAAAGAAGAGAAAUGGCUCAGAAUUGCGGCACAACCGACCUGAUAUAUUUUUCUAUAUUGUACGACACUGUCAUUUCUGUGGGAACAGAAUAUUCAUCAUCAGUAACAUUAACAUGGAAUAUUUCGAGUUGCAUGGGACUGGAACUGUUGCAUGUAAAUGGCAAACCAUUCUACCAAAUUUGUGCAUUAUUUUAAGUUGAUUUUAAGUUGUCCUGGUAUUUUGAUCUGUUUUUUUUUUUUUUUUUAAAUUGUUUUAUGUUUUUCUUUUUUUUUUUGAGAGGAGAGCCCUAAGGCUGUGACAGUGCAAUCUGGAUAGAAAGAACAUCAGAUUUUAUGUUAGGUUAUUAUUAUUAUUAUAAUUAUUACAUUUUUUUUUGCACCGUUUGAAUAAAUUCUCAUCGUAUUUCAAGAA
Amphiprion ocellaris (clown anemonefish) is the source of this 7374-nucleotide messenger RNA. It is a transcript of the gene otud7b, whose product is annotated as OTU deubiquitinase 7B. Gene Ontology annotation, cellular component: cytoplasm; nucleus. The record is from RefSeq and is a predicted model, not a curated record. NCBI's taxonomy places the organism in Eukaryota, Metazoa, Chordata, Actinopteri, Pomacentridae. Gene Ontology annotation, biological process: protein deubiquitination involved in ubiquitin-dependent protein catabolic process; protein K63-linked deubiquitination; protein K48-linked deubiquitination. Bases 350 to 3124 code for a protein of 924 amino acids. The transcript has 12 exons. Gene Ontology annotation, molecular function: cysteine-type deubiquitinase activity; zinc ion binding; DNA binding.